Molecule: messenger RNA, 348 nt
Organism: Cryptococcus wingfieldii CBS 7118
Lineage: Eukaryota; Fungi; Basidiomycota; Tremellomycetes; Tremellales; Cryptococcaceae
Exons: 1
Coding region: 1-348 (115 amino acids)
Source: RefSeq, a predicted model, not a curated record
AUGUCGCUGCGGCAAUGGGUCCAGGGGACAGUGAUGGAUGUGGCUGGGAUUGAGAUCGAAAGGGGCGUACAAGUACAUGCUUCCGGCUAUCUGUUCGUCGCUGUGUUGAGUGUUCCUCCCUCUUCUUUCGGUGAAUUGGGGAGAUUACCAGGGAAGGCUGACUCGCUCGAGCUGUCCCUGUCUGCUGUCUGCUGGACGGCGGCAGUGCGCCGUGACGGCCCUUGGGCACACAUGCUCACCAUCUUCUUCAAGCUUCACCGUUCCUCUUCGGUACCUCGCCAUGCAGGGUCUGCUGGUAUCGGCUACCUGGGAUACCUGCUACCUCCUGUCACCUUUUGUCACCUUUGA